UGAAUGCUUAUUGGCUAGAAAUCAUUCGUGGUUUCAAUCCGGAACAAAUGUGGUGGUGAAAGUUUAGACUGCUUUAUUUUAGUGCCGUUGCCGGUUUUCCGGGACACGCGGCGCUGGCUACGUUUGACGGAGGGAGGCAGAGAAUCGCCCUGCGACAUGUCCGUUUUCCACGACGAAGUGGAGAUAGAGGACUUCGAGUACGAUGAGGAUACGGAGACCUACAGCUAUCCGUGCCCCUGUGGAGACCGCUUUCUUAUUACGCGGGAAGAUCUGGAAAAUGGGGAAGAUGUGGCUACCUGUCCAAGUUGUUCACUUAUAGUCAAAGUGAUCUACGACAAGGAACAAUUCAUGUGUGGCGAAGAAGUCUCACCCCUUACAGAAAGCAAAAAAUUAGUUAAAUGCUGAUAACCAUUGAAUAAAUAAUGCUCUUCUUGAACAGCGUAGCAACAAUUGGACAAAAAGGACAUCUGUUAUGAAGACUUCAUGUUUUAUGCUUUAAUAAUUUAUUGCUUACAAACAGCUUCAGUUCAGGGGAACUGAUGUGGUGAAAAAAAACUAUAUUUAUUUGUGCAUAAAGAGACACUGCAAAUAAGUGAUAUUUAAAAGUAGUGAAUAACCUAUCAAGUUUAAGACUGAAAAUGGAUAUGGUAGACAUGCAUAUCGUGUCAUGAAUGUUUGUUGAAUGCUUCUAUUGAACCUGGACUCUUUGAUUCUUCUGACUAAAUACAAAAUGUAAACUAUUGGUUUUGUUUUUUAACAAAGAAAAACUGCAGCUUUUUUUAGAAAGGAUACAGUAAUACAAACCUUCAAAUUCAGUCCUAUAAUAUGCACCAUCUCCCAAUCAACUGGAGCUAAAGUUUUUUUGAAAAACACACUUUUUAGUUGUUUAUGGAAGGCUACAAGGCAGGGAGCCAUGAUGUCUCAGGAGGGGAGUGGUAUUCCAAAAAGUGAGGGCUACCAUGGAGAAAGUUUGCUAUCCAAUCAAUCCCCUACAUAUUUGUUCCAUAUGAGGGUAUGAUAUUCCCAACAGCCUUCUCUGGAUAAUUAUUCCCUACUGAAUUGGGCAAUAUCAAAGAAGCAAAAACUAUAGACUUCAUUAAUUAAAGAUAUCAUUAAUGUGAAUGUUAGAAUUUUGGAAGUAGAGGAAUUUCUCACCCCCAUUUAAACUGAAUUCAUUAAGGUGGAAUCUCUUUGAAUGAUUUGAAGUUUCUUUUCUCAGGUUUCUAGCUAAGCUGAAUUGUUUACAAAAUAAACUGUCAAGUGACUCACCCUCUGCCCAGGAUGAGCAAGAACAUUCAAUUUUAACAAUCCAUUAUUUGAUUUGUCAUUUAUGCUAUAUUUAAAAUGACUUUACCACUAAUAAGGAGUCAUCUGACUUGAGUCAAGAAUCCACUGAUAAGCAGUGGAGCAGUAUUUAAACUGGUGUUGUUUUUGACUGCUAUAUACCAAUUGCACUUAUUGUCUCAGAGGUUGCCCUACACAGAGUAUGCAGUAGAAUCCAGUUGUAGUAAUCAGGUGUGAGUUUAUGUCAGUCCAUUCUAAUCAUAUAGAGUUGUAAACAUUAACUAAAGUCUUUGUCAUAGCAUCUACCUGCUGCUUGAAGCAGGGAUGACCACAGUUCAUAAACAUCCCUUGAGGAAAGAGUAUAAAAACCUGAAUUAAUACCAGGACUAAUGUUAUCAGAUUUGCCAGAUGUUUAUUCAUGACUAAUAACUGUCUUGUAGGAUUUAAUCUCUACUUGUUUCUGUCUGUCAGCUUGUUUCUGUCUCCAUCCAGAUUCUUACAGUCCUUAGACACCAGGACUUUAAUGGUAUCUCUAGUUCAUCCUGGGGUGAUGAUGUAAAAUUAAAAGUAAUCAAAGUACAGUAGAACCUCUGGUCACGACCAUAAUUUGUUCCAUAACUUUGGUCGCAACCUGAUUUGGUCGUGACCCGAACCUAAUUUUGGAAAUUUGGCACUUACAAAAAAAUGGCACAGAAGGGGAAA
Pseudonaja textilis is the source of this 1986-nucleotide messenger RNA. RefSeq names its product diphthamide biosynthesis 3 (gene DPH3). Gene Ontology annotation, biological process: protein histidyl modification to diphthamide. Lineage: Eukaryota; Metazoa; Chordata; Lepidosauria; Squamata; Elapidae. Gene Ontology annotation, molecular function: metal ion binding. The record is from RefSeq and is a predicted model, not a curated record.